UAAGCUCCAUAUGGGUGUCUCUGUGGCUGUUAUCCAACUGUGCUGUUCGAGUAUUGUUUCAGUGGACACGACUGACACCGGCGGACGGGACUUCCAAAACGACAAUUUUUCACGGAUGAGUGUAGUGGCUUUGCAGUAGGCACCAUAACGGGAUAUGUAUCUAUUUUGUUGUGGAUUGCACACUAUAUUUUGAAUUGGUGAGAAUAAUCGAAUGGGGCAACUUUGUUUUUGAAUUACUUUUCUCUGCAACUGUGUGCCUAUAGAUAGAAUUAUAGAAGUCGCUUUCAACCUCGGAUCUCAGACCAUCCUAAAACAUUCAUAGACGCAUACGGAUAAGAAGGCUUUUCGAAAGUUUAAAACCAUCAAGGCUAUAACCUUUUAUUUUCUUUGAACGUGAAGUCAGCGCGAGUCCUCAAGCCACUGAACCCUAUAAUUUGCUCUCUCGGUUGUUCCUAUUGCACAUUUUGAAAAACGUAGCAUAUAUAUAUUUUUUUUUGUUUAUAGGCCUAGUCUUACUGUAAUUCUACAAUGGACGGGGAACACGUCUUACGCGAUUUUAAAGAUAUCGAGACAAAGUUGGGUCGCAAAGUUCCUGAAAGUCUCAUUCGUUCCCUUGCAGGAGGAAAUAAUCAUCAUGACAAACAUGAGGAUACAAAAUUGGCGACACCGAAAAACCAGUCGAACUCUGCUGAUUUGAAACGACUGGAGAGCAAGAUGUUAUUUUUGAGACAGGAAAUGGCCCACCUCCGUGCCAUCGAUGUCAAGCUGAUGCAGCAGCUAAUGUCCAUCAACGACGGCAUCGAAUCCAUCAAAUGGGUGAUGGAGGACAAGGAGGGCCUAGCCAGUCGUGAAAGCAGCCUGACAGGCAGCCUGUACAGCCUAUUGGACAGCCAAGAUGACACCUCUUCACGCGGCAGCUUCACCAGUCUGCACGACGGACACAGCGAUGGAUUGGACGGGAUAUCCGUGGGCAGUUAUCUGGAUACGUUGGAUGAGUUAGCCGAAGACCUUUCGGAACACACUUCUCCGACGGACCUUGAUCUAUUCUCUGAUAAACCUGUUAUAGAGGACGAGACUUUCAGCAAGCCAACAAUGCGACUCAGAGUGGACUCCGAUGAGUACUACUGCUUUGGAUAGCUCUGUGUGGCUAAGAGGCUAAUACAAACGCAGACAAAGACCAGAGGGUUAUUUUUGCCUAGCGCUGUCAAGAUUUCAAAUUCAUAUCAAAUCAAAUACAGUUGGCAUGGUAACUUUGAUAACAUUUUUAAAUUAUGAUUUGUUCCCUUGAUGACCUACAUUCUUUUCCUGCUGCUAAGUGUUCUACAGUGAUGUCACAGUGACAUUUAAGUGGUUUUACAAAGGGCAACUAUUCACAGUUGUGCUAUUUUGUAUCAUAAAACCAAAUUCCUUUUUGUCUAAUGCAUGUACACCUCACUAAACCAUAGCUGCUUGUCCCUUCACAAAAACAAGUAAGGAUGAGCUUUAAACAUAAUUAGGGAUUGAAUUGUCAUACUGAUAGGAGGUUAAAGGUGCAAUUUGUAAGUUAUCUGUCCCAACAAGAGGAACUGCAACCACAAUCAACCUAAAACAAAUACAAAAUAAUGCUAAGUAGUGCACCCUCUUCCUCCUCAUUCUUGGUGGUUGCUUGCAGUGCUCUCCAAGAGCGUUGGAGUCCACUUUUUUUUAAACAGAAAAUCGAACUUACGAAUUGCACCUUCUUAAUAAUAGUUUUGCUGUUUGUUUUAUUUUUAUUGACACAGCUCACUUGGCAAAAGUUAGAUGAAUUUUUCACAAUUUUCUUUCAGUGCACACUGACUGUACUCCGAAGAAUCUGAUACCUCAGUGUCUUGUUUCCCUUUUCACUUAGAUACCAUGUCUUUGGUUAGCCAUUCAUCCAUAAGAACUAAGGUAAUGUAGUAUAUAAGGAAUUAGUGGUAAUUUGGAGCAUUAGCGGUUCCAUGCUGAGACAUCGUCUGGAGUGGUUUAGUGGGGCAAAAAUACUACAUUUCCUUCAGGCUAUAGCAUCCAAGUGCAAUUUGAAAUAAAAAAUUGAUUUUGACAGCUAUGUGCUUACAUGCUAAACAUUGGACAGGUACUUUGCUCUUUCUUACUUUUUUUAUUUAGACAGAUUGCAGUCAACAUUGCCAUUCCCAGGUCAACUAUUUUUGUUUUUUUUGUUUUACCACAAGAGAUUAAUUGCAAAGAAGUUCCAAAGCGGAAAUCUUGAAGUUCACAACACUUAAUUAAUUGAAUUACUAUAUGGUAUUUUUUUGAUUACGUUUAAUAACUUAAUUUUUGAGCUAGUCAAAACUUUAAUGACUGGUAACUGACAAAGUUAAUUACAAAAGUAAGGCCAUUAAUUUCUGUACAAAGAUGAUUUUGCUUUAAAUUCCACUUUCUGUGUCUUCACAUGACCUGUGUGUGUUGUGCCCUUCAUGUUGCCUACUUUUUUAACAUUGUAACUUAUUGGUGUUGAAAAGUCUGUUGGGGAAAAUAAUAUAUUGUGAUUUUCUUCUUUCUCA
Molecule: messenger RNA, 2522 nt
Organism: Oncorhynchus keta (chum salmon)
Lineage: Eukaryota; Metazoa; Chordata; Actinopteri; Salmoniformes; Salmonidae
Product: leucine rich adaptor protein 1-like
Exons: 2
Coding region: 529-1137 (202 amino acids)
Biological process (GO): positive regulation of canonical NF-kappaB signal transduction
Source: RefSeq, a predicted model, not a curated record